UCGCAUUUCCCACCAUGGCUGCGUCUGCUGACGAUUCGGACCACAACAUGUCGCACACGCCCGAGCCGGGCUCAUACUCGGACAACGACGCCACAGGUGCGUCGUCGGAUCCGGACGGUGAGCGGUCGGACUCGUCGGAUGAUGACGGCCCUUCGUCGGAGCGUGCAUCGCGGACGGGGCACAACACAGCGGCACCGUCGUUGGCAGAUCUUGAGGCGGACGACUCGGAUGCUGCGCUGCUGGCCGCCAUCCGCAUGCCGGAGAUCAACGAUGGCGAGGAGCUUCGGUCGGGCUUUUACACGGUCAACCCGUUCCUGCCCGAGUACUCGCCCGAGGGCGACGCGCAACUGAUGGCGCAGGCGCUGGGCCUUGUCAAAGGCAAGAAGAAGAACGAGCUGCUGCUGGUGGAUCUGCUGACGACACGCGAGCCGGACCAGGUGCAGGCGGCGCGCGCGGUGUUCAACGCGAGCAACAAGCACCCGCUGGCAAAGAUGGUGAAGAAGAAGACGCGGUCGUCGUUCAAGCGGCUGAUGUGCGGACUGGUUCUCUCACCGGCCGAGUAUGAUGCGCAGCAGAUCAUGUCGUCGGUCUCGGGCGUGGGGACCAAGGAGAGUGUGCUCAUCGACAUUCUGACGACGCGCUCGAACGCGCAGAUCGAGGCCAUCAACCAGGAGCUGCUGCGGACGGUUUCCAAGGACCUGGUGCGGGUGAUCAAGGGCGCGACCGGCGGCAAGUUCAAGAAGAUCGUGGCCAAGCUUGCCGAGGGCAACCGCGAGGAGUUCCACGAUCUCAAUCCCGACCUUGUUCAUAGCGACGCACUUGCCAUUUUCGACGCGAUUGAGAAAAAGUCAGGCUGCGACGAGAAGGCGCUGGUCGGCAUUUUUGCCGUCCGGCCGGCCCACCACCUCAAGGCUGUUGUCCGCCACUACCGCAAGGUGACGCAGCUUGUCCACCGUCGUGGGCAGUCGGCUACCCACCACUUUGACAUGCUGUUGGAGAAGAAGACGUCGGGCGACUUUCGGCGGACGAUCAAGGCGCUCAUUGCGCCUGAGGAGUACCUCGCCGAGUGCGUGCGGAACGCGGUCAAGGGACUGGGGACAGAUGACUCGCUGCUGCGGCGCACCAUGCUCGGAGCGCGGCUGACGCCGCUGCGGCUGCACCUAGCCAAGCACGCGUACUUCCGGCUUUUCAAGCGGGCGUUGGUCAAGGACAUCGAGGACGACACCCGUGGCAACUACCGGCGGGCGUACCGUCGUAUCGCGGCUACCCACACCGGCAACAUGCUAGCAGUCAAGCUCCGCGAGGCGAUGCACCACUCGUUCCGCGGUAUCGGCGCAAGCAAGGCCAAGAUCACGCACGUCCUCACCGAGGCGGCUGUCAACGCUCGCGAGCGGGCCGACGUCGCCGACGCGUACGUCCUCGACUACGGGCGCAAGCUCUCCAAGUCGCUCAAGUCGUCACUCUCCAAGCAUCACGCCCGGUUCCUCAUCACACUCUCAACCCGGCGGGCGGCCGUCGACGCCGAGACCGUGAAAAAGUGCAAGAAAGCACAGCUCAUCGACAUCUUUACCACCAGGCGAAGCGUGGAGCUGAAGCGACUCGCGGAGGAGUUUGAGCGGAUGUACACCAAGCCGCUGGAGGAGUUCCUCACCAAAAAGCUGUCGGGCAAGUUCCGCAAGGUCAUUCUCAACCUGCUUGACGCCAAGCGUACUGUCGGGCUCACCAUUUCUGAGGCCAAGGCCGACGAGCUUGCGCAGCAGCUUUACGGUGCUGGCGAGAAGAAGUGGGGGACCAACACCGACGUGUUUGUCAACAUCAUGGCGCGGCACUCACCGCAGGAUCUGACCGCCGUCGAUCUUGCGUACGAGCGCCUGCGCCAGAAGCGGCUGACGGUGGCCAUCAAGAAGGAGUUCUCUGGCGACACUCGCAAGCUGCUCAUGGCGUGCGUCGACCCGAUUAACUACACCUGCGACCGGCUGAUGGCGUCGAUGAAGGGCCUCGGGACCGACGACCGCGAGCUCGUGCGCCUGCUUGCACACCGGCCCAAGGCCGAGAUCGAGGCCAUCAAGGCCGCGUUUGAGGUCAAGUUUAAGAAGUCGCUCGCGCGCUGGAUCAAGGGCGACACCUCGGGCUACUACCGCAAGGCUCUGCUCUCGUACAUUGCCGACAUUUCUCUUGCGCCGGUCGACAAGGACGCCGACGACGACGAGGACAACGAGGCCACCGGCUCUGGCGACGGCCUCGGCGGCGAAGACGAUGGUGACGACGACUGGGAAGGCAACCCCGACCGCCCGCCACCGACCUUCCACGACGACUACGACGACGGCGCGUCGUCGUCGGCCACGCCGAUGCGCCCGCCGCCGGCCUUCUAGCACCAUUGAAGCUGCCACUCAUCCACGCCAGGCUCAUGUCACCUUGGCUGCCGUAUCGUGCCGCAGGUCGUGAACAGGCGCCGCCAUGUACACCGCCAGCUCGAGGCAGGCGUAGACCGGGAGAACAACAACAAAGAACGCGCGGAAGCA
Molecule: messenger RNA, 2522 nt
Organism: Thecamonas trahens ATCC 50062
Lineage: Eukaryota; Apusomonadida; Apusomonadidae
Product: annexin A7
Exons: 2
Coding region: 15-2372 (785 amino acids)
Cellular component (GO): cytoplasm
Molecular function (GO): calcium-dependent phospholipid binding; calcium ion binding
Source: RefSeq, a predicted model, not a curated record